Arachis ipaensis is the source of this 470-nucleotide messenger RNA. The record is from RefSeq and is a predicted model, not a curated record. Lineage: Eukaryota; Viridiplantae; Streptophyta; Magnoliopsida; Fabales; Fabaceae.
UGCCACGCUACCAUGUCCUGCCAUCGGAUCCAUCCCGCUUUUGCCACCAGCGCCGAAGAAGAGGGGUUUUCGCCGGGAAAGGAGGGCGCCGUCGGCGCCGUUCAGGGUAGAAGGAAGAGUCGUGCGAGGGGCAGAGGAGGAGGGAGCCUCUGUCGCGCCGCCACCGCGCCGUGCCGUCGCUGGAGAAGCUUCGUGCAUCGCCGUCGCUCCCUAGCGCCACCGAAGAAGCCGCCGAGGUUCGUGCCUCCCACCACCCUCAGCUGCGUCAUCACCGCACCUGGCCUCGCCGCCGUUGACCUCCUCGUAGUCCACCGCCGCCGAUUGAGCACCACGAAAAACCGAGAGCGCGCUCGAUGAGUGAGAAGGGAUGGAGGCUGGGUUUUUUUGUCACUGUACUACUCCAUUUCUACCUCUACCGUGCCCUGUUGAAGCUGUCGGAGCCUCUGCCAUCAUCAGGGUUGCUGUUUAGU